Molecule: messenger RNA, 726 nt
Organism: Strongylocentrotus purpuratus (purple sea urchin)
Lineage: Eukaryota; Metazoa; Echinodermata; Echinoidea; Camarodonta; Strongylocentrotidae
Product: A-agglutinin anchorage subunit-like
Exons: 4
Coding region: 1-726 (241 amino acids)
Biological process (GO): biological process involved in interspecies interaction between organisms
Cellular component (GO): external side of plasma membrane
Molecular function (GO): carbohydrate binding
Source: RefSeq, a predicted model, not a curated record
AUGCCUCGUCAUCUACCCCAUGAUUUGUUCUUCCUCACAGAUUCAACGGAGGAAGCGACUACCAAGCCUACGACGAGCCCUUCGACUACGAUGACGGAACGCUCAGACUCAAAGACUUCUCAAAGCACCACUACCUCUGAAUGGGAAGCGAAAAGCAAGUCCGCGACGAGCCCAACGGCCACGAUGCCGGAACGAUCAGACGCAACGACAUCGCAAGAAACCACAACUUCCCAGUCAGCGGAAUCAUCGACUACGGACGUGACGACAAAGCCAACGAUGAGCCCUACGGCCACGGUGUCAGACACAACAACAUCGCCAGAAACCACCGCCUCCACAUGCUCAUCCCCUCCGGUGGAUUGUGAAUUCGGCGGGUCGUUCUACAAUUUCAGCACUUCAGAGAUGAAUCAUUCUUCUGCGGUUUCAGCUUGUUCCCAAUACGGAUCCCAUCUAGUCUUCAUCGAGUCGCAAGAGGAACAGGACUUCAUUGCAGAGCGUGCUAGUGAGAACUACUGGAUCGGGCUGACCGGCUUAAGUCUCAGUGAGGCAAGGUGGCUAGACGGAUCAAGUCUUACAUAUAAACAUUUUACCCAAGGGUCGUUUCGCGAGAAUGUAAACUGUUUUCAAAUUUGGUUUGAUAGUUAUCAAGAGUCGAAGCGAUAUAGUUGGCAGGAUAAGCAUUGCUCCAGACGAUUAAGAUUCAUAUGCGAGAAAAAAGUGGGGAUAUAA